Molecule: messenger RNA, 2752 nt
Organism: Monodelphis domestica (gray short-tailed opossum)
Lineage: Eukaryota; Metazoa; Chordata; Mammalia; Didelphimorphia; Didelphidae
Source: RefSeq, a predicted model, not a curated record
UUUCCCCACCUUUUGUUACCCCAUGAUAUUUCUUUAGUUGGUCCCCUCUGCCCUCCAAGUCCAGGUUUCACCAUACCCAGAGCCAUCAACCAUUAGACUCCCUCCUCACCACCAGCAGCUCCAAAGAAUACUGAGAUCCUUCCCUAAGAUCUGUCCCUGAGAUUGUUCUAUGCCUCCCUCCUCCUCAGUCUGGCAGGGCCCAUGAACUUUCAAAACACUCACCUAGUUAUUCCUUGUUACCACUCCCUUUGCCUCAAUCCUUCUAACUCCUCCCAUCCAGGCUCUUUCAGCAUUUCUAUCCCUUAGCCCCCACCUUACAGUCCUCCUGGAGCAUCCUCUGAGUAGAGGACAAGGGGAAGUACUUAUCUGGCUACCAGUUACACCUUUUUUCCAGGGGGGAAACAUCUUUCUGCUUCAUAACCUUAAGUUACUGGAGGUUGAGUUGGCCUGGGCAAACUCUGGUGUUGCAGCAUCAGGAUGCUGGUCAGCCUGUAUGACUGGUUUUGGAAGGACCACCAUUGGUUCCCUUCCCAAUACUCAUGGGCUGAUUUUGAAGAUAAAAAUGAGGAAAUAUACCCUCACCCCAAGGACUUGUUAGCAGUUAUUCCAUUAGCAUUUGUCAUAAUAAUUGUCAGAUAUAGCUUUGAAAGGGUUGUUGGAUUGCCCCUGGGCAGGUUGAUGGGUGUGUAUGAUGGCCACAGGAUCAAGGCUUUCCACAACUCCACCCUGGAGUCCUUUUUCCGUACCCAGGAUCGGAAUCCAAAAGAGGCUCAGCUGAAUCACCUAGCCACACAAUGCAACCUCUCUAUGAGGCAGGUUCAGCACUGGUUUCGAUGCCGGAGAAACCAAGAGCGACCAUUAAGGAGCAAGAAAUUCUCUGAAGCCUGUUGGAAAUGUAUGGUUUAUACUUUUUCUUUCGUUGGUGGCUUCUUCAUCCUCUAUGAUGAACCAUGGUUAUGGGACUCUGAUUUGUGCUGGCAUGGAUUCCCUAAGCAGAUUAUGAAGCCAUCCAUAUAUUGGUGGUAUCUCCUGGAUUUUGGCCACUACAUCUCCCUGCUGUUAACCUUACCCUUUGAUGUAAAAAGAAAGGACUUCACAGAGCAGGUCAUCCACCACUUUUCUGCUGCCAUCUUGAUCUACUUCUCUUAUUGUGCCAACUACAUACGCAUUGGGACCCUGGUGAUAUUUAUACAUGAUGUGGCUGAUAUCUUCUUGGAGGCAGGCAAGGUUCUUCAUUAUGCACAGUGGAAGCAGUCAUGUGAUAUGAUCUUCAUCAUCUUUUCUAUGACAUUCUUCAUUACACGACUCAUUGUCUUCCCUUACAAAGUCCUCUACUCUACUUACUAUAGUUCCAUGGUCAACCAUGAGCCCUUCUUUGGAUACUACUUCACCAAUGGCCUUCUGAUGAUUCUUCAGGCUCUCCAUGUUUUCUGGUCUUACCUCAUUCUUUGCAUGUUGUUCAGAUAUGUUAAUUGUGGCACGAUGGAGAAAGAUGUAAGAAGUGAUGUAGAAGAACAGGACACCAGUGAUGAUGAUCAGCUCAAUACAAAAGAACAGAAGAGCAAGAGGCUCCAGUCCAGUGAUGUCCCAGACACUUACAACCUUCCUCGGUCCCGGGGUGCCAGGAGGACUGGCCCUAACUAAAAGGCAUUGGCCAGCAACAUAUUUUGGUCUAACACAGAUCUGUCAGAUAGUCUAAAAUCAAGAAUAAAUUAUGUAUGAUUGGUCUUCUGACUCUUGGAAUCAAGUCAUAUGAUAAACCUUCCAGAUUCUGAUUCAGUGUAUACUUCAUAGAACAAAACCCAAGCUGGCCCAGAGCCCUUUACUUCUCCUUCUCCCUGUCUGUUCACCCCACCUCUAUUGGAGCUGAGGAAAGGUGGGGGGCGGGCAAAGCUGAGAUUUCUGCAUAGGAUAUUAGGAUAGUUUAAUGAUUUCCAUUAAAUAGUCUUUUCCCUGAGUUAAUGUCCCCAAACUUAUUAUUAAGGCCCACCCUAGCCCUCAGAACAGAGGUCAAUAAUGAAUUUAAUUCUCUGGAGGAUGUAUUUUUAAUUUUAAAAUAUUAAUUUGUUAAUGAAUACUAAAUAUUUCUAACUAGUCUGCCGACUCUCUCCACAGUCUGAAUAGAUGUCCAAAACUUCAGAGUGGCCCCCCAAAAGAGAUGUGAACUUGAGUAAAAAGGCAGCUAAGCUAGGUCAGAGAGAAAGAGAGUACAGGCUUAAGUGUGAACAAAUAAGGAGAUAGAAAGGCAGCAUGGCCAGAAGAUAGAAGCAAAAGAGCAAGCAACUGAGUGGCUAGGCCAGGUAAGUAAAAAAUAAGAAAUAAAAGAGGCAUAAGUGUGAGCAGCUAGACAUCCAAGCAGGAGAACUGGGUCAGAGAGGAGCAAAAAGAACCUGACUUGCUCUCCCGCAUACCUUAUAUACGGAUACCCUUUGUGACAACAUCAUCCAGUCUCUUCCCAGGACAUUCUACAAAGUUUCUGAUUGAAAAACAGGCACAGCAGGGAGUGGAAUCAGAGAUCAGAAUCCCUUCAUCACAGGAAGGGGAGGAAGAUGCCAAGAGACUCUCCAUGUGGCUGCCAGGAUGACUACACAGUGCAACCUUCCCACAGACAAGGAGCAAGUCUCCACCAGACUAUUUUGUCAUUUUUAAAUGAAAACCUUCAUACUGACCCCAAGAAGAUGGACAAAGGGGGAAAAGAAUUUUUAAUAGCAUAUCAAUUCAGCAUGGCAAACAAAUAAUUGGGAGUGGUCAU